This is a messenger RNA of Suricata suricatta (meerkat), 936 nucleotides long. Its product is annotated as olfactory receptor 1030-like. Gene Ontology annotation, molecular function: odorant binding; G protein-coupled receptor activity; olfactory receptor activity. Bases 1 to 936 code for a protein of 311 amino acids. Gene Ontology annotation, biological process: sensory perception of smell; G protein-coupled receptor signaling pathway. The transcript has a single exon. Gene Ontology annotation, cellular component: membrane. Lineage: Eukaryota; Metazoa; Chordata; Mammalia; Carnivora; Herpestidae. The record is from RefSeq and is a predicted model, not a curated record.
AUGGCAAGAGGCAAUCGGACCACAGUGACAGAAUUUGUCCUUAUGGGAUUCACAGAGCGUCCUGAGCUGCAACUUCCCCUUUUUGUAGUGUUCCUGGUGAUUUAUCUCAUCACCCUGGUAGGAAACUUUGGCAUGAUCCUGCUCAUCAAGGUGAAUCCGAGGCUCCACACCCCCAUGUACUAUUUCCUCAGCCACCUGGCUCUCAUUGAUGUUGGCUACUCAUCUUCCAUUGGGCCCAAGAUGCUGCAAAAUUUAUUGGUGAAGAAAAAAACCAUCUCCUUUUCAGGCUGUUUUGCCCAGCUGUACUUCUCCAGUGCUUUCGCCACUACUGAGUGCUUCCUCUUGGCCACAAUGGCCUAUGACCGCUACAUGGCAAUCUGCAACCCCCUGAUUUACUCAGCCAUUAUGACUCAGAGGGUCUGCAAGGAGUUGGUGAUCGGGGUCUAUACUUACGGCUUCCUGAACUCUGUAAUACAAACAGUUCUGACUUUCCAGUUGUCUUUCUGCAACUCCAAUAUCAUCCACCAUUUCUACUGUGCUGACCCCCCUCUCCUUGCCCUCUCCUGCUCUGAUGCCCGCAACAAAGAAAAGCAGCUCUUGAUCUUCUCCGCAGUGAAUCUCAGUGGAUCCUUCCUGACUGUCCUCAUCUCCUACAUUUGUAUCCUCUUUUCCAUUAUAAAAAUUCAGUCUUCCGAAGGCAAGUGCAAAGCCUUUUCCACCUGUGCCUCCCACCUCACUGUGGUCAUCAUCUUCUAUGGAACACUGUUUUUCAUGUACAUGCAGCAACCUAAAGCAGGGAAUUCAUGGAAGUACAACGAAGUGGUCUCUGUGUUUUAUAGUCUUGUAAUUCCCCUGCUCAACCCCCUGAUCUAUUCCCUUAGGAACACAGAAGUAAAGGACACCCUGAAAAAGAUGCUAGAGGGCAAAGAGCCAUAG